Messenger RNA from Ectocarpus siliculosus, 1481 nucleotides. The record is from the annotation of a GenBank genome assembly. Lineage: Eukaryota; Phaeophyceae; Ectocarpales; Ectocarpaceae.
CUGUUAUCUUCUCACACCCAAAGAGCAGCACACAGCACGCACACCGACGCCGGAGCACAUUUGAGAAGCAGAGAGUCGACCUAUACCAAGCGACAGCGGCAGCGGGAGCAGAGAUCCCGAAACAAGCAACAAUAAAAGGGUUGCAAGAUUCGUGUCUUGAGCAGAGUCGGAGUGAACAUGGCGAUGACCUACGCCUGCGGCAAGACCACGGUCGACGUGCAGAAGGUCGUGGAUGUCGUGCGGUCGGCGGGUGCCGCGAUCAUGCAGGUCUACACCGAGGACGCCAAGGAUUGGGACGUGCAGAUCAAGACCAAGGACAACUCCCCCCUGACGAAGGCCGACCUCGCGGCAAACAAGGUCAUCUGCGACGCGCUCACGGAGUGCUACCCGGAGAUCCCCAUAGUGUCUGAGGAGAACAAGCUCAAGCCGUUCGAAGAGCGCAAGGAGUACACGCACUUCUUUUGCGUCGACCCCCUCGACGGGACCAAGGAGUUCAUCAAGCGCAACGGGCAGUUCACGGUGAACGUCGGGCUCUGCGAAGCCGGGGUGCCGGUCCUCGGGGUUGUGGGGGUGCCGGCCGCGGAAGACCCGCGCACGUACUUCGCGGUCAAGGGGGAGGGAGCCUUCGUGGAGUCCGACAAGGACAAGGCGCGGUCCCCUAUCAGCUGCAAAGAGUUUACGGAGGAGGACGAGGGGUUGUGCGUGGUGGCGUCGCUCUCGCACAGCUCGCCGGAGACGGAGGCGUUCAUCGCCAAGUACAAGAACCCGUCGACGACCUCCAUGGGCUCAAGCCUCAAGCUGCUCCUGGUGGCGGAGGGGAAGGCUCACGUCUACCCGAGAUUGGCACCGACGAGCGAGUGGGACACUUGCGCCUCGCAUGCCAUCGUCACGGCCGCCGGCGGGCAGGUAUUGCAACAUGCGGGAGGCAAGGCGGGGGAGCCCGGAGAGGACGUGCGGUACAACAAGGAGGACCCUCUUAACCCGUUCUUCGUUGUCUACGGCAGCCGAAAAGCAGCGGCACCCGCGGUGUAACUGUUCGUGAAGGGGAACCAUCAGGAGGCGUGGUCGCAUUGGGUGGGGGUAGUCGUGUUUGGCAUGCCUUGGUUGUUGGAUUGUUGAUCACGCGUCCUCGAGAGGACAGAGCAAGGGAGGCAGAGGCAUGGGGGGAAAAGAUUCUCACGUCUCGCGUCUCUCGCUGUCGGCGUCUAAUGCCGGGCCAAUCGUUCAGCUCGAACAGAGAAGAACUGGAGUUGUUGCAGAUUCCAGGAGAAGAGCGGAAGGAUCUGCGUCGUUAUCGAGUGUAGGUACGGAAAAUAAACGACAUAAGCUUGCGGGGGACAUGCGCAUGUCAUUCGUUCAUAGGAGUACGCAAUUGCAGUAUCACGAAACAGACUGCACAGGCGAUCAACACCGUGGACGACGGGAUCCGCGCGGUCGUUGAUAGAGCCGGCAGAGGGUUGCAAGAUUUUCUAAGUACUUAC